AUGAACGGAACCAGGCCCGAGUCCCCCGAUCACGACGACAAGCGCCACAGGCCAGUGCCGUACCCCCAGCCCGCGCGGAGCAACUCGAAUCAGAGCGGGCAGAGCCCUGACGAUGAGGGCCGGCGGGCGUCGUUGACGAGCUGCGAAGCGUGUCGGAAGGGCAAACGCCGCUGCGAACCAUCGCCGCUUGUGCCAGCCGACCACCCCGAAGCCGCCAAGCUCCCAUGUGCGCGCUGCCGGCGGUUCGCGCUCGAAUGCGUGCGCAUGCGCGUAAGCCGGCGCAAGGGGCCGGCGCCAGUCGACCUCAGCGCCGUCUCGGAUGCGCAACAUGGCUACGGAUAUGGCGACGAUGUCAAACCUAACAUUGACGCCGCGUUCCCGCUCCCGGUUCCGCUUACCUCACCUUCAUUCCCUCUCCUUGCCGCCGCGUCUCCGAACGUCGACAUGCUCGGCACCAACAACCUCGAUCAGGUCGCAUCACCCUCGGUCGUGGACAACAUCAUGGGCCUAUUCUUCGACUACGUUUACCCGCUCACGCCGUGUCUGCACCGACCCACCUUCCUGGCUGAUCUGGCGGCGCGCCGCGACAAGACCGAUCCCAUCUUCUUCGCUCUCACUCUCUGCGUGCUGGCGUCGACACUUGUUCAGGUGCCCCGCAAGCUGGUCAACUUGCAGAAGGAGCAAGUUGAGAGCCUCGCGCGACGAUGUGUGCGCGUUGCACGGCAUAAGAUUGCGUAUAUCUGGGACGAGCCGUCACCGAUGCGUACAGAGUUUGUGGUCAUCUUCUACCUCGAGGGCAUCGUGCACCUGAUCUUAGGCAACAAUACCGCGCAUGUCGUCGUCACCGCGCAGGCAAACCAAUGUGCUCUCACCCUUCGACUGAACGAGGAGUCGAGUUACGAGGGUCUCAACCCAAUCGAGACCGAGAUCAGACGUAGGAUCUACUGGCUCCUCUUCCAGGCGGAUAAGAGCACAGCAUGCAACCGCGCGCGCACGAUCAACCUGAGGCUAGACGACGCACCUGGCCUCCGUCUCCCAACCGAGGUCGACGAUGAGCAGAUCACCCUUGAAGGUAUCAUGCCCCAGCUGCCAGGUUGCACUCCGACGAUUGCAGGCUUCAACAUCGUCACCAACCUUUUCCGCGCGCUCAACGACGCGCUGCUCCUCCAGCGCCGACGUACUACGCCCAGCAUUGACAGCAUCAUUGCCGACCUGAACACGGUCGCGCGUUUGAGCGACGAGAUCACAGAAAUCACGAACAAUGUUGCGAGCCCGCUGCGUAUCCGCUUCUCAUCCAAGCACGACUCGCGUGCAAGUUCUCCAGCGCAGGGAUGGGAGGAGGACAUGCAAGCGCGCCUGCGCGACUUCUUCGCGGGUGUGACGCCCCAGGACUCGAUCAACAGUUUCCGCGUGAUGCAGGGCAACAUCCUCGCCACACGCCAGGUCGUGCGCCUCGUGCUGCUGCAGACGCGUAACGCGCUCCUCGGACGGCUUGGCACUCUAACAAACUUGCCGCCUGAAGCUGUCCCGGGACUAGCGGGGUCGCGGGCUACCGAGACGCCGCUAGAUAUUGCGCAUGAUCUGCUCGACGGACUCAACAACCUCCCCGAGGAAUGUGUGGCCGUCAACGGACCAAGUCUGGUGCAAAAAGUCCGCUACGUCGCGAUCCAACUGCUUGACGGCACUGCGCUCCCGUCUCAACAAGCUGUGCGAGCACAAAACCUCCUCAUGCAGUUCCUGUCGGUUCUUGGCAUCAUCGAGGAGCUGUUCUCGUUUGGGCGCGACGUGUCGGCCGAGUAG
Cutaneotrichosporon cavernicola is the source of this 1800-nucleotide messenger RNA. RefSeq lists its product as uncharacterized. Gene Ontology annotation, biological process: DNA-templated transcription; regulation of DNA-templated transcription. Bases 1 to 1800 code for a protein of 599 amino acids. The transcript has 8 exons. Gene Ontology annotation, molecular function: zinc ion binding; DNA binding; DNA-binding transcription factor activity, RNA polymerase II-specific. The record is from RefSeq and is a predicted model, not a curated record. Lineage: Eukaryota; Fungi; Basidiomycota; Tremellomycetes; Trichosporonales; Trichosporonaceae.